Pleuronectes platessa (European plaice) is the source of this 1650-nucleotide messenger RNA. RefSeq names its product WD40 repeat-containing protein SMU1. The record is from RefSeq and is a predicted model, not a curated record. Gene Ontology annotation, biological process: mRNA splicing, via spliceosome. Gene Ontology annotation, cellular component: precatalytic spliceosome. Bases 1 to 1563 code for a protein of 520 amino acids. Gene Ontology annotation, molecular function: protein binding. NCBI's taxonomy places the organism in Eukaryota, Metazoa, Chordata, Actinopteri, Pleuronectiformes, Pleuronectidae. The transcript is spliced from 12 exons.
AUGGCCCUGGAGAUGGAGCCCUCGGAUGUGAUCCGCCUGAUCAUGCAGUACCUCAAGGAGAACAACCUCUACCGGACCCUGACCACCUUACAGGAGGAGACCACCGUCUCCCUCAACACGGUGGAGAGCAUCGACAGUUUCAUGGCCGAUGUGAACCGCGGCCACUGGGACUCGGUCCUGUUGGCCAUCGAGUCCCUGAAGCUGCCGGACAACACGCUGAUCGACCUCUACGAGCAGGUUGUGAUGGAGCUGAUUGAGAUGAGGGAGGUGGGAGCAGCUCGCUCGCUCCUCAGACAAACCGACCCCAUGAUCAUGUUGAAGCAGACCCAGCCGGAGAGAUACGUCCACCUGGAGGACCUGCUGUCCUGCUCCUACUUCGACCCUCGUGAGGCGUACCCGAAGGGGAGCAGCAAGGAGCAGCGACGCAGGGCGAUAGCUGAGGCGCUGGCGAGGGAGGUGAGCGUGGUGCCUCCUUCUCGCCUCCUGGGACUCCUGGAACAAGUUGGUUCGCUGAGACUACAGCAGCUUCCAGGUCAGCUGUCCCCAGAAAGCCCCAUCACCACGUCUGGCAACAAGGAGAGACAUGUGGUGAAAGAGAGCUUCCCUACGCAGCUGUACCGGCACAUCAAGUUUGGACGACGGUCACAUGUGGAGUGUGCCCGUUUCUCUCCUGAUGGAAAGUACCUGAUCACCGGAUCGGUGGACGGGUUCAUUGAGGUGUGGAACUUCUACACUGGAAAAAUUAGUAAGGACUUAAAGUACCAGGCACAAGACAGCUUCAUGAUGAUGGAUGAUGCUGUGCUGUGUAUGUGCUUCAGCCAGGACACCGAUCUUCUGGCAACCGGAUCUCAGAAUGGCAAAAUAAAGGUGUGGAAGAUCCAGAGCGGGUUGUGUCUGCGCAGGUUCGAGCACGCUCACAGCAAAGGUGUGACCAGUCUGUGCUUCUCCAGGGACAGCAGCCAGAUCCUCAGUGCCUCCUUCGAUCAGACCAUCAGAAUCCAUGAACUGAGGUCAGGGAAGACACUGAAGGAGUUAAAUGGCCAUUCGUCGUUUGUGAACGAUGCAUCUUUCACUCAAGAUGGAUUCCACAUCGUCAGCGCCUCAUCUGACGGCACCGUUAAGAUUUGGAACCCGGAGACGAGCGAAUGCGUCCACACUGUCAAGCCUCUGUCCCAGACGUCGGAGGUCCCCGUCAACAGCGUGACUCCUCUUCCCCAGGACCCAGAGCACUUUGUGGUUUGCAGCCACUCAAGCAAAGUGGUCGUGUUGAGCAUGGACGGUCAGACCGUGAAGACGUUCAGCUCAGACAGGAAGGACGCCACGGACUUUGUGUGCUGCACCCUGUCGCCCCGCGGGGAGUGGCUCUACUGUGUGGGAGAGGAUCUGGUCCUGUACUGCUUCAACUAUAUGACCGGGAGGCUGGAGAAAACGCUGACCGUUCAUGAGAAAGACGUCAUCGGCAUUACUCACCAUCCACACGAGAACCUGAUCGCCACAUACAGUGAGGACGGCCUCCUGAGGCUGUGGAUGCCAUCUUCACAUGGACGACCUACAGAGCCAUGAGGUUCUUUACCAAUUCAUUCAUUCCUUUUCAAUUUGGAGUGUGGGAACUGUAAUAUUGAUAUAUAUGAAUCCAUCGGUAAAUUAUAA